AUGAUCAUCUAUGACAACAGGGGCUUCUUUGCCCUUCUGCUCCGUGUCAAGGGAACUGUCUACAGUGGCAUCUUCGUGCGUUGCCUUGCCGCGGCCUUGUUUGGUGUGCUUGCUGCCAUCCUUCAAGACCGUGGGCUCGUGGGCGCGAGCACGUCCUAUCUCACCGAAGGCAACUUCCAAAUGCUGUACACCUUCAUUGGUACAGUUCUCGGUCUCAUGCUCUCGUUUCGCCUUUCAAUGGCAUACAAUAGAUGGGAGGAAGCCAACAUGCAAAUGGGCAGCUUUCGUCAGUGCACCAGGAACAUCAUCAGCAGUCUCGCUGCGCACAUCUCCGCAUCAGAAGACGACAUCAAAGACGCCAUGUCGGUGCUGCGGGAGAUGCGGCAUUUGAUCGUCUCGCUCUGUGUUCUCAUCAUCAAGGACCUUCACGACGAUACGAAUAUCGAGGACCUGGUCUCCCUCGGUUACCUUUCUCCGUCAAAUGUCGAUCACAUCUCCGAAUCACGCGUACAUCUCUUCGCCGAUCACAUUUCGGCGUCACACGUGGAGGCGAGACCCGCACGCGUUCGCCCCGCGCUUCUCACAGUGCUCAUUCGCCAAAAGCUGAAAGAGUUGGUCAAGAAGCGCUAUGUGGGCUCCGAGGUGUUUGCAACAUCGGAAGCGCGUAUUGACGAGCUGUCUCGCGUGUUCUCGUCGUUACUGAGGAUCGCCGCCACCCCAAUGCCCUUUAUCAUGAACCAUUUCCUCAAGGUGAUUAUGGCGUUGUAUGUGUUUACGGUUCCGUUUGGAAUCGUUGCGCAUCUGAAAUGGCUCACGCCGGUUGCCCUCCUCGUCAUCAGCCUGCUCUUCUUCGGCGCAGACCAAAUUGCUGUUGAAAUCGAAGAGCCACUCGGUCAAGACCUGAACGAUAUCGACCCGGCGUUCCACAUUGUCCGGCUGGACAUUGAGACGGCGGCCAUGGUUGCUCACAUCCAACACAUGAACAAGAUCCCGCGUCGCGACCAAGACGUGCCGACCCUCGCCAGCAACUGGCAUCACCUCGAACUCGACAACAGCGUAACAAGUGGGACGACGCCAUAUCAACACCCCGUGCGACCCGUCAUCAGCGAUGAACAGCCGUUGUUGUCGGGCCGCUGA
Messenger RNA from Salpingoeca rosetta, 1137 nucleotides. RefSeq lists its product as uncharacterized. The record is from RefSeq and is a predicted model, not a curated record. The transcript has 16 exons. Lineage: Eukaryota; Choanoflagellata; Craspedida; Salpingoecidae. Gene Ontology annotation, molecular function: chloride channel activity. The coding region runs from base 1 to 1137 and encodes 378 amino acids.